This is a messenger RNA of Porites lobata, 7308 nucleotides long. Lineage: Eukaryota; Metazoa; Cnidaria; Anthozoa; Scleractinia; Poritidae. The record is from the annotation of a GenBank genome assembly.
GUUCUCUGUUCAAUCAAGCAAGCCUCGCAUGAGGUCUUAAAUUGGUAAUUGAUUAUAACGCGAAAAGGCCCGCUCUAGCAAGAAGUGGCACUCAGACCUACUUAGAUUUGGUGCCUUAGCAAUAUGAUAUUUUACUUCCCUUUUUGAGCAACAUCAGCCGGGGUAUUUAAGACAUAAAUGGAUAAAGCUUGAAUCAGUUAUCUCAAGCAGACAACAGGAGAUAGUUGCUGGAUGCAAUUACUUUGUGAGCGUUUUACAGAAUAGGCAAGUUACAGUGUGUCACCUUGAAAGGCAAGUAAUUUUGUUCAACCCAAACGCGUAUCACUGUCCUUUUUCAUGCAGCUAAAAAACGAAUCAAAAAUUGGCACAAACCACACCUGGCUUUUGGUAAUUAAACCGUUUCAUUCGGAUGUAAGCUUGAAAACCUUAAGAGAAGGAAAAAGACAUGUUUUUAUCUUUUGUUAUCUUCGAAAAGAGCUCAUAUUUAAAAAGGCUUGAUUAAACUGAGUUGACUUCAUAAUUUUUUGCAGAUUGCCAUGGCAAAAAUCACAGUUAUCAGGUUUCUGCUCCUGCUGAUGGUGCUUGAACUAACGCUGGUUCUUUCCGCCGAGGGUAAGGCUUGGUGGAGAAGACGCCGCAGGCGCUGCAGCUCAACAAGGCCAACAGGAGUUGCUUGGGUUAACCAAUGGCAACAACACUAUUUCACCUACAGCUGUAGCAACCGUAAGUUAUUGUGUGAAUAACGCCGAUACUACUUUUUUUUUAACCCAGUAAUCUCUAGCCUGCCUUGUAUUAAAGCGACUAGACUAUCAAAUCAAAUCAAAUCUAAUCACUGAUUUAUUGUCCCUUUUGCAGUCAGAAGACUGAAUUGUAGGAUACCUUACAAGCUGUGAUAUAUAUACUAAUACGCUUACAUUUAUUAACAAGAUUAAUAUUUAACACUAACAAAAUUUGAGAAACGUUCAGUCCUUGUGGCCAUGGGCACAUAGAUCUAUAGAUCUCGACUUUUCAUGCAUUCGAUGAUUUUGUGUAUUUUUUAAUGAAAUUUUAACUACAAAUUGGUAAACUCAACGAGCCUUUUUUUUGACAAGUAUAGAUAAUUCCCUUACAUUGUGAGUGACACGCCUUCUUGCUAACGGAGACAAGCUAUGAAAGAAAUACGACCUGUUUUCAUGUUAAUCAGUUUCGCCCAUCGUUAUCCUUUUUGGCUUUUCUGUAUUUCUUUUGUGUUCCUCUACAGUUGUAAGAGGCUAUUUUGAUAGCGGGAAUUACCGCGCGCGAAGCCCGCGCAAUGAGUGCGAGAAAUUUUGGUCGUGACGUCACCAUAAGUUCGACUACUGGUGCCCCUUCUAUGUAAGCCAACAUAAAAUUUCACAUUGAAUUGCACGCCAUGUAAUAUCAAAUGAUUGAAAGAAAACAAAAAGGUCUUGAUAUCAGUAUGGGAAUGAAACUUUACAAUUUGCUGGCUUUAACCCUUUAAGCGUCAAUAUCCAGAUUCAAAUUCUCCAUUUACUGAUUUCCAUACAUUUACUUAAAGUUAGUUGAGAGAAUUUAACAAAAAAACACAGAAUUCUCUCUUGGCUGAUCAUUUUAAUAGUUCUCAUAAUCUUUCCUCUUGAUUAUGUAUUAACAGUUCUAGGAGAAAACUGAUGCUGGUCACUAAGGCCAGGUUGCUCUCUGCAGUACAAAACAAAGUAUAACUUAGUUGCUUGUUUUCUGGAAGCUUCUUGUGCGUUGUUGUGAAUCGACCCUCAACUUGUAGAAUCGGUUAUUGAGCGAAUUGUUUAUGGUAAUGAAGUUUGUUUAGUCAGUAAAAUUGUCUGGCUAGUAUUUGGUUUAAAGUCAGGCCUGAUUAAAUUUUGUUUUAAAAAAUAGCUUAUAAAUCGAUAAGUUGUUUUCGGCAUUAAAGUAGUGGCUACUGGGUCCUGAAUUCUACAACGCAGUUCUCGUUCGAUUCUUUGGAGGAACUUUGUAUUUUCGCAUCUAAUUGCUUGGGUGUAUAUGUCCUCAUAUUUUUGCGGUAACUCUGUAAACUCCAUGUUUGACUUAAACUAGGCACUUUCAACUGACUUGGAACUGAUUAGCUCUGGUGCAUGGUAUUAUAAUUCUUAUACUACUACAUAAGAAAUUUCUGCAAUUUGAUUGGCUUAGAGCAGUGGUAUUUCAGCUUAAUUUGAAAUACCUACAUGUGAAAAUUACAAACUUUUUGUGGGUAGUAGUAUAAACAAAUAAUAGCAUGAUUUGUACGUGAUAUUUUGCAUAAAUACCACUCGCGAUAUUUCAAAAUUGUCUCAAAUUACGUACGUAAUACAAUUUCGAAAUAUCACUCGUGGCAUUUAUGCCAAAUAUCACUACAAAUUAUGCUAUUGCCUAAACAAACUAUAUUGUGUCUAUAGUGGAGCUCUCGCGGGCGCGAAGCGCGCGCAGCGGAGCACCAUGGCUAAGAAAAUUUGGUUAUCUAUGAAUCCAAGAAAUUUUGUUUCUGACAAAAUCGUCCGUACGUACGAACGUCCACCCAUUCAUGUUAGAAGACGUGAAAUGCCACACUUACUAGUUGGAAGUUUUAGGCAUAUGUUAUCUGUGUUUAACUUAAUAUUGGACAUCCAUGUUACAUGACUGUAUCGCGUUCAGGUAUACAACUCAUUGGGUUGACGUAUUUUUUAAAGUUAUAUCUGCUGAUUAGUCUUUGGUUUUCAAUUGAUCGCGGGCUUGGGUCCCUUUUUUAAGGUGGAAUUCAGUUUGCUUUCUUCUAAUGGCAAAAGUUGAAUUACUUGAGAAAGACAUUUCUUAAAAGAUCCCUCGAGAGCUUCGCUUUUGGCCUUGGCUAAAUCUAUAUUGUAAUAUUAAUUUGAAAUUCUGAGAUCGUUUGAUAAAUAACAAUUAUUCACCGAAGUGGAGGUGGCUAGUAGUGUAUAUACCGAGAGGCCGCGAAGCGGUGAGGUUAAUACCACCACUAGCCACCGACACUGAGGUGAAUAAUUGUUUUAAUAUAUACUAAAACAGUGAGAUAAUUGAGCAAAAAAAAAAAAAAGAUUUUUAACUCAUUUACUGUUGCCAACGAUUACAAUUUUGGCGCGCAAUGACGGAACGGCCGCGGUCGUCGCUUUUUCAUGGCGACAAGUAAAAAUUUUGAAGGCGUUUGUUUAGCUCUUGCGGGGAAGUUUCUUCAAAAGGAGUUGUGAAUUCUUUUUGUAUUUAAAAUCAUCCUGUAAUUAACAAUUAUUCUUUGAAACCGAGGUGAAUAGUGGCAAAAUAUUUACCGAGCCACGAAGUGGCGAGGUAAAUGUUCCUAAAGCCACUAUUCACCGAGAUUGAAAAGAAUAACUGUUUUAGUAUAUACACACGAAGUGAUCUCAACAAAAUCGGAGAGGAAACCAUUGAAAAGUACGAUUUGAUUGACAGAUCAGGUCAGCUAGACACGCGACAGUUUAAAAAUAGAUCUUUGUAGAAUUUUCAAACAUAGCAAUUCACACGCUUAUCACUUCGCAAACAACAGCGUAAUGACUUAAAUGGAACAGCUAAAAGUUUGAAUUGUUUCGUUACCUGAGAAGAAAAGAAGAGCUUUGUUGUUUUCUGUUGACUCGCCAAGUUUAUAGCCGAAAAGGUUUGUUGUGUCGUUCUUCGCAUGAAGUGCUGACAAAAAUGGCGAUUCCGUUCCUUGAGGUAAGACGUCGUCUUCAUGUAGCAUUCCUUCUCGUGUUUACUUGAAACGUAGAAUUUCUGCAAACAUUUGCUUUCAAAUUUGUUUGUCAUAAAUAAACUUCGUCUUUGGGCCAAAUUUUUCUUGUUAGGAAACGCUGAGUUCACGAAACGGCCUCUUCUAGGCGAACAAACGGGAGUUGUAAACAAUCCAUCGACCACAAAACUCAACAACAGUAAAUGGAAAAACGCCGUUUUGAAUCCUUCGAAGUCUUUUCUUGCCGGAAAAAAAGUCAACCCUAGGAUUUUGUCGACUUUUAAAAGAUCUUUCUCUAAGAAAAUGGGAAAAAAACCGAGCUCACACAUUAUCCACUCGCUGGGAGGUGAAUAUUGUUGAAUAGUCCGAGAUAGCGAACCAAUCAGAUUGCUCAAAUCACCAAGAUCACUGAGUGUGUAUAUACUAAAAAAGAUUAUUAAAUUUAGUUUUAAGCUUAUUUAUGAACAAGUCAACUAAAUAAAAUAACGCAAGACUUAAGUUUAAUAUGCGUUUGUAAACAAAAAACUUUUUCACCGGUUUUAUCGAUAAAUUCAAGUCAAAAAGACAAAGCUUUACCUGUUAAAACUUCCAAACCAAACUUCGUCACCUUCUCCAUGUAUUUCGGGAAUAGAUUGCUUGAUUAGUUGUGAAAUUUCUUAGUUUGUUACGGCAGCAAACCGGGAAGGCAUUUUGCUCGCAACUCACGCGAGUUUGGCGUCGCUCGCUCGAAGGAACUGGAGGUGAACCAGUGGAUCACAGGAUAUUCACUGAUUGAGUAGCCAAUCAGAGCGCGCGAAAAACACUAUCCACUGUUCUAGUAUAUACUAAACGCUGAUAGUGGCUAAAGUAAUUUGACCAGCCCCUUGAAUCACGCAACGCUCCUUAGAGCAUUCCUGAUGAUAUCUACGUAUUUCAUUUCUUCUUCCUUAGAAACCUAAUGUAAACAGCUUGGGGUUAGACUUGCUCACAUAUUACAGGAUCAUGAGCGAGUUUAAAUUUUGCUUCAGAAACAGCAUCUUAGAUGUCAAAAAAUUAAUGUUUUAACUUGACCCAAAAGAGGGGCACUGGUGUAAGAUCCCCUAUUGAAAAAUAGGGAAAGGAUCAAUUAAGGUUUCUGGGUAACUGCUUACCUACACCUCCCUUAAGUCAACAUUAUAACUUCUCACUUCGGGCAAAAUUUUGACUUAGCGGGGAGGUGGUAACUGGUCUGUUACCCAGAAUCCUCGAUUGAUCCCAAAAUAUAAUGCCCUCAUACUCACAUAAAAGGAUUAACUUUUGUAGGCUUUUCUCUGAGUCGCUGGUACAGCAUUCACAGAAACUGCAAGGAAGAUCGCAUCCAUUACUUUCAAUGCCGUUAUGGCCCCGUUGCGUAUCAUGCUGGGAAUUGUUGGUGGACAAAUCAUUAUGUGAACGAUUAUGACCGUCCUGUUGCAUUUAAGUGUCACAACAAUGGCUUUCUGACUGGAGUCAGAAGUGAGUACAGUGGCCCCCACAAAGAUCGCAGGUAACUAAUAAUUGAUUAGCUAAUUUUUACAAAUUGCAUGUAGAGCGUGACAGUGACCAGUAAUUGAGCGGGCAGGCCUAAGAUGAAGGUACAUGUAAAAAGAAAAAGAGAAGGUCAGCUUCUUUGGAAGGUAAUUUUGCCAGUGAGGUGACCCUUUUAUUCAAUCACUUAUUUCGGAAGGUUUGAUUUAAUUUAAGUAUUUUGAAAAUUAAAGCGAGUUUUAACAUACUCCUGAUACGUAGAGUUUUGGUCUUGAACUAGAUACCAUACAGUGGGGUGGAAAUCUGCCUGCAGGGCAACCCCAUACAGGUUAAAACUGCCCUCGCCAAAAAAACAGACAUCAUUUCCAAUUCAUUUCUGCUCUAUAUAAGUAAUUGAAAUGUUUCAGUAGCAUGCAAUGUACAUGUAAACGAUUUUUUCAAUUUUCACGUAAUAAUACAGGACUUUAUCUUAACCAGCCGUUGCUGAACUGAAGACUCCCUGUAUAAACAAUAUACUAGAAGUUCGCAUUGAGAAGGGAAGUGCUGCCGUUAGUUGCGAAGCGAAUAGGACAAAGACAGUUUGUAGAACAGUUGAACAUAUGAAUUCUUUUUUAUUAAAGUCAAUAACUUAGACUUGCUGGCAUUAUGAAACACUCAGAGCGUAAUAUAAAAAAUGAACCGAUCACGAAGACAAAUAUGCUUACAUUCAUAUAACUCGCUAAGGUUUCAAUACCAUUUUGUAAUUCAUUUUAAUAAUUCACGAAAUUCUAAAACAACAGCAGUGCUGAUAGGCUGUUUCUUCAUCGAACAAUCAUCGUACACAGGAUCGAUGAGAUGAGUUGCGAACAAAUGACGUAAAGGCCAAAACUUGUUUAUUCACAGGUCAGGCAGAUGUACAGCACAUGCCGUUCACUUAUGUAAAACUUACAAUCCUGAUUACCGAGGUAACAAUCUGUGUGACAAAAGAAUACUCGCUAUAACUAAUCUUGAAACCUGAAUAAAAAAAAUAAACCAAAAAAAUGUUCCGUACAAUACGUCUUGAGCUGUUCUUACCGUUUAGGCCAUUUAAAAAGACAGCAAGCAUCCCAUAAACUACGAUUUCUGCACAGAUCUUACAUGAGAGCAAAAUAAAAUGGUGGGUUGCUCCUAGGAGAAAAACAGGCGCGGCAGCUAAGCAAACCGCUGACUGCACAGCGCUGCAGUCACAGAUGACCAUCGAACCAUGGAACCAACCAUCGAACCAAAAAUCUCAAAUGGAUCAAGAAUAUGGUCUGCUGCCGGCUGAUGCCCGGCAGCAAUUAUAAUAAUAGUACUAUACUAGUACUACUACUACCACCACCACCACCACCAAUGGGUAAACCAAAGAUGAUGUCUGUCGUUACACUUUUUACCCAGAUUCAAAGUUAAAAAAAGAAAGAAAAAUAAUCUUUGAAAAAAUUGACAGGCUGGGCAGUUAAAAAACUCUGUUGCAAUAUCUAUACAUUGAAUGGUCCUCCAUUAUUUUGAGAGGGUUCUCUUGUAUUUCACUCUGCAAAUUAAUCGGGUGGCCAUUUCCUGGUGGCUGAAUUUUGCAAAAUUGCAUUUCACAGCUCCAUUUUGAUGCAUUUGACACCAUUUUAGAACACUAUAAAAAUUAUAAUUGAAUGAACUUAGGCUAUGUUCACACUAUGCCGGAUGACAGCUUUUCGUGCCGACACGAAAAGCUAUCUGGUAUAGUGUGAACUGCAACGGCCUGGGACCAGCAGAAGCCGUUCACACAAAUCGAACCUUGUGCUGGAGCUGUUAACCGAGCGGGUUUGGUGAGCUAAAUCCUAGUCCAAACUCCUCGCUCCUACUUAUUUACCUCGGAGACAGUCCGAAUAGGUGUUCACUCUACACCAAAGUAUGGCGUCGCAGCUUUGGCUCUAUGUUUUAUACUCACAUGGAGCAUGCUUUUUCAGCCAAACAGAGUGCACGUUAUAUCUCAGCUUUGUUAUAAUUUUGUUUUGAGGUUUGGCUUCCGCUGCUGUCAGAAGCCAGGUUACUACCAACACUUUUGCAAGUUGACCCCGAUUUUGAACGUCUGGGACGGGGUACUGGACUACAAUGUUCCCUUUGGCUACUCCUUGGUUGGUGUACACAGUUACCAUGACAACAAUUAUGAGUAA